AGCGAGGAAGACAAUGAUAGAAGAAUAGCCAUUAGCAGCUGUUGAUGACUUUCUAACAUACGCCUCGGUAAUUUCUAAAACUUGAUUCAAAGUUGGGAAGACGCAUAGGAGAUCAGAAAUCAUGAAAGACUGGCACUGGAUACCCUUUCAUAGAGCAACCUGCCCCUCACCAAACUGUCCAUCUUUUAAGAUGUCUCAGUCUACUGUUGUUGAGGAAGGAGGCACCUUGGAGCACCUGUGGAGCUCUCUAGAGCCAGACAGUACCUACUAUGAGCUUCCUACAAACAAUCAUAGAGGUGAUCAUCCAGUAGCCUCUACCAGCACUCCAGGGAAUCACCGAAACUGUGCAGAGGUCUCCAUGGACGUUUAUCACAUCAGAGAUAUGAACGACAAUGUGAUGUCCCAGUACAACUUGCUGAGCAGCAGCAUGGAGAGCCUGGGGAGCCGAGCCACGUCCGCUAGCCCCUACAGCUCCGAAAACACGUCUUCAUCGGCGGUACCCACCCCCUCGCCUUACUCCCAGCCCAACUCUACCUUUGAAGGCCUGUCCCCUGCCCCAGCAAUCCCCUCCAACACCGACUACCCGGGGACGCACACCUUCCAGGUGUCCUUCCAGCAAUCCAGCACCGCCAAAUCUGCCACAUGGACCUACUCGCCUUUACUGAAGAAGCUGUACUGUCAGAUUGCCAAAACCUGCCCAAUCCAGAUCAAGGUGUCCUCCUCUCCUCCUCAUGGCAGCAUCAUCCGAGCAAUGCCAGUCUACAAAAAGGCAGAGCAUGUCACGGAGGUGGUCAAACGGUGCCCGAAUCAUGAACUUGGACGGGAAUUCAAUGAUGGUCAAACAGCCCCAGCCAGUCACCUGAUCAGAGUAGAGGGAAACAACCUUUCUCAGUAUGUGGAUGAUCCUGUCACUGGUAGACAAAGUGUCUUCGUGCCCUAUGAAGCUCCCCAGGUUGGGACUGAGUUCACUACCAUCCUCUAUAAUUUUAUGUGCAACAGCAGCUGUGUGGGCGGGAUGAACAGGAGACCUAUCCUCAUCAUCAUCACUUUGGAAACUAGAGAUGGCCAAGUGUUGGGCAGACGAUCAUUUGAGGGUCGGAUAUGUGCAUGUCCUGGAAGAGACCGCAAAGCUGAUGAGGAUCACUUCAGGGAACAGCAGGCCCUGAAUGACAGUGUGGCCAAAAACGGCAGUGCCAACAAACGCAAUUUCAAACAGAGUCCUCCAAAUAUUCCCAGUCCAAAUAUCAACAUAAGAAAGAGACGACACGGAGAAGAAGAAAUUUAUUAUAUUCCUGUUCGUGGGAGGGAGAAUUUCGAGCUUCUGAUGAAGAUUAAAGACAGUUUAGAGCUGGUGGAGCUGGUGCCGCAGCCAUUGGUGGACUCCUAUAGACAGCAAACACAACAGCAGCUGCUGCAGAGACCGAACCAUAUAGCUUCCCCAUCCUCUUAUUCUCCAUUGUCCAACAUGAACAAGAUGCAUUCACACAGCAGUCUUGGAAAGACACAAUCCGUCAACCAAAUGGUGGGGCACCAACCUCAGCAGCAUCCCACUGCAAACCCCACCAUCGCUCACAUGGGUCCCAGUAUGCUCAACAGCAAUCACAUGCAGGGUAACGGUGACAUGAACAGUGGCCAUAGCAGCCACAAUAUAGUGUCUGCCUCCCACUGCAGCCCUCCACCUUAUAACCCUGACCCCGGCCUUGUCAGUUUUCUCACCAGUCUGGGCUGUCAGAACUUCAUUGAGUACUUCACCUCACAAGGCCUCCAGUCUGUCUACCAUCUCCAAACCCUUACAAUGGAGGAUUUAGGUGCUCUUAAGAUACCUGAGCAGUCUCGCCUCACUAUCUGGCGAGGUCUGCAGGACAUGAAACAGGGAACCGCUCAUCAACUUCCCAACUCCAGCCACCACCAUGAAUACCACGGCCAGCAGCUGCUUCGCUCCAGCAGCAACAUGGCCGCCUCUGCAAUGGCAGCUAUUGGGGCCACUGGCGGCGAGCUGCAACGUCAGCGGGUCAUGGAGGCGGUGCAUUUUCGCGUCCGCCACACAAUCACAAUCCCUAACAGGUCUGGGGUUGUGGGGCCAUCGGGGAUGGCACCGGCUCCUGAUGAAUGGGCAGACUUUGGGUUCGACAUGCCGGACUGCAAAGAGUCCAGAAGCAAGCAUUCCAUCAAGGAGGAAUUCAUGGAAAGCGAUGUUCACUGAGACUGCAUUUCCAUGUAUACAUCAUUUAAAUGCUUGUUCAUGGGGUCUGUUAAGAUGCUUGGAGGUUUUGAGUGUUCUUAUUUUUCCCAAAGAAUUAACUACCUUUUUAUUUUGGGAUUACUCUGUGUAGCUUAAACAAUUAGUUUCUCCACAAGUACCUUGAGAAAUAACCAAGCAUUUUUGACAAAACUUACAUGUUUUGUCUUGUUAAACUUUAUUUUCCCUCACAAUGUUCUCAACUUGUAGAAUGCCAGCUGCCAACUUGCAAAUUUAGUUUUUUUUUUCUUUGACAUAGGAGCAUUUCUUGGUUAAAUUAUUUAUUUUGCAUUGUGUUUUUCUUACCUUGUACAAAUGUAUUUAGUGUAUCUUGUAAAUGUUUUUGGACUAGAUGUGGUUUUAAGAGUAUUUGGAUUCUAAAUGACGCAUCUCCUGUUUGAAACUAAUGUUUAGAGCUGAACAGUAAGUCAAAGCUAUAGCUAUCAUACCACAGUCAUGUAUUUUUAUUAACUAUAAUAACUCGAGUGACUUUUAAUUAAAUAUGUUUUAAUGUCAUUGUUGAGAUUAGAUUCAUGUACUUCAGCUUUACUGAGGUAACUGUAUAUGUUAACAAGUGUUCUAGCUUUUACGAUUUGAUAUGUUGUAAAAUAUCCUGUUUAUCCUUAUUUUUAGCAACUGAUCCACAAACAGCAGAAAAUCAAAGCUUUAGAAACAGUAUUAUAUUGAAAUGAAUGGAUUUUAAUUAGUUAUGUAAAUUAUAUUUUAGACUAGUGUCCCUGUUUUUCAAGAAGCAUUUUCUGAGUAGCUUGUAAAUCCUUGCGGGGCAAGGCUCAUAUGUGUCGAGUACUGCAAAAAAUAGUCUGAAAAAGUCUUAAACCAUCCCUCAAGUUAGGAAAGACUGAAAAACCCUUCAUUGAAGCUCUUUUGAAAUAAUACAUGAAUGCCCAGCUCCUCAUAAGGAAAGUAAAAAAGAUGGCUUAAGACUUUUUCAAAGUAAUUUGUGUACUGUGUCUUCAUGACUGAUGUUUAGGACUGCAUUCCAGUUUUUUUUUUAUUUCUAGUUUUCAAAUCAAAAAAAUAAAUAUUGUUUCACUUCCUCGUGUCUUUGCAGAAUAUGGCAAAAUAUCCCUGAUUUACAGUCAUUUUCUAAGGUACUUGGCAAAAUAAUUAUUUUGAUCACUUUGUGAAAGAACAAGCACUUUAAAUGCUAUAAACAUAAAAGUCCAAAUGAUCAGUAUUAAGCACACGCCUUUUCGAAAUGUAAAUAGAAAUGUGUUUUGUUUUAAUAUUCUAAUCAAAUUGCCCUUCUUUUUUUGUACCAGCUUUGUAAAACAAUACUGUAAAAGAUGUACUUGUUCUUCAGUGUAACUUGUUUUAAAAAAGUGUUUUUCUUUAAAGCAUUGUUUCAAAUAUCCCCCUCCUCAAUGUC
Messenger RNA from Cyprinodon variegatus (sheepshead minnow), 3629 nucleotides. RefSeq names its product tumor protein p73 (gene tp73). The record is from RefSeq and is a predicted model, not a curated record. The coding region runs from base 122 to 2203 and encodes 693 amino acids. Gene Ontology annotation, molecular function: protein binding; RNA polymerase II cis-regulatory region sequence-specific DNA binding; DNA-binding transcription factor activity, RNA polymerase II-specific. Gene Ontology annotation, biological process: protein tetramerization; apoptotic process; regulation of transcription by RNA polymerase II. Gene Ontology annotation, cellular component: nucleus. The transcript has 14 exons. Lineage: Eukaryota; Metazoa; Chordata; Actinopteri; Cyprinodontiformes; Cyprinodontidae.